Pomacea canaliculata is the source of this 5028-nucleotide messenger RNA. RefSeq lists its product as uncharacterized. The coding region runs from base 1177 to 2022 and encodes 281 amino acids. NCBI's taxonomy places the organism in Eukaryota, Metazoa, Mollusca, Gastropoda, Architaenioglossa, Ampullariidae. The transcript has 4 exons. The record is from RefSeq and is a predicted model, not a curated record.
UUAAUCUUCAGUGCGUGCCAGCCCUGCGGCAGUGCGGCUGUCGUGCGUCCACGCUGGUGCUUGUACCUUUCACGUUUCCGUCGCAGCCACGUUUCAGUUCUCAAUCUUCAGACUUGAGGCGUGGCGCCACUGUCGACUGUGGGACCGUUCUCCACGCGCUGCCAGCUGAUGCACACUUCUUCAUCCUUUGCUGCAGACUGCUUCACCACGGUGCCUCAGAAACAAAUUUCAAGAACUAGCAGCACAGGACCGACUGUUGGAGCAGAGGAACAUCACAAAGACCAGUUUUGCUGUAUUUCUGCAACUCUUUGAAGCGCAGCAAUUCAGUCUGGAGACUUUAUAAUUCUCCGUGAUAAGGACAGGGUCUGAAAAGUCUGUCAACAUUCUGUCGUAAGAGGCUUUUCCACUUCUUCUGCCAGCUUAGGACAUCGGAUGAAUUUUUUUUUUAGAAACCGUAGGUGCAAGUAGGUCUUACCUGGUUGCAGGCCACGCUACACCAGCCGCCUGUCUGCAAUUUUUUCAGCAGCUUUACUCUGUAAGUGUUCGUUGCCUUCAAAUCGCAUUUCACCGAGAGUUGGUCGAGUCUGAUCCUCCUGUCUCUGUGUCUCGGUAGGUUCUUGUGGACUAAUUUUGAGAGGAACCCACGUCCUGCCGACUGUAUCUUUUCGCCACAAAAACGCUGUAAUCGGAGCAUGACAUGGCAACAGAGGUAUUUUUAUUCGUCUUCCGAAAAUCGAUCAACUGUGAUGAUCGAUAGAGCCGAUCAUAAAGUCGGUGGAGGUCGAAGGAAGCCAGCACAGCGACCUGCGGAGGCAGCCCGGGGGGACGUGGCCGUCCAGACUGUUGCGUACCGCGCGGACCUGACUCGCCGCUGACCGCCGCCACCUCCGCAGCUUGGUUGUGGAUCCUCCCCCAUCUCUUCCUCAGCCGUGGGAGGACACUGCCAAGUCCCUUUCGUGUCUGGACCAGUCGGAGGGCUAAGGACAACCACACGAACUACAGCCUCAGUGACUCUGAGUUCUGUCAGCGUCUCUUCUGGCGAUUCUCUGGACACACAGUUAGCAACUUGCUAGUAACUGACCUGACUAGUUAGUUAGGUAGCCAGCAGCUCCAGUCAGUUGGUCACGUGACUCAAGGGACCUUCAUCAAGGCCAGCAGCGACUUACUACGACAGACAUGUUUACUCUGCCAGCCAUUUCCGGGAACUCCCGGUACUGCGCGGACUCCUCGGGCAUCAUGCCUCUCAACGCCCUCAACGGCUCCUCCUACAUGUACAACGACGAGAGCUCCACCCUGUCCCGACCUCCUUCGUACGAGGAGGCGGUUUCCAGUGAUUCCAUGUUCGGACUCUUCAUCGUCAACAGCGGCGACAGCUACCACAACUCGGUCUCCCACCAGCACGCGCACCACGACCAACUCGACCAGCCCCCGAACUACCACGAUCUCCUCUCGCCCACCGGCUCCACCGCGUCCGCAGACAAACCGUCCAAUCGUAAUGCCCCUUACGUAUCACGUGACUCCGAUACUGCUGAAUAUCUGGACACGUCUCUCGACAAUCAGUGCACCCGCUUCUCGCAAAUCGACAUCGUCGGCAGCACCUCCACCCUGACUUCACCCGUGCCGAGCCCCAGACCACAUUCUCGAAAACACGAAAGCAAAAAGAGCGACAAGACGAAAGUGCGGACAGGAAGCAGUUCCGGGUGGCGCAAACAUUUGAGUUCCGAGAAGUCGGCCUUGAGUGUCGCCAGGGACCGACUCUACCGAGUUCUCUCACCCGCCCUCUCCCGCAGGAGUGAGCACCUGGAGUCGCACAAAAAAGGCGGAUCAGGCAAGGUGCAGCUGUGCUCACCACGAGGCCAAGACAGUGAGGAGGAGGAAGCGACGUCACAUCCUGUGCGCAUGCACAUCUCUUCUUCUCGUCAUCGUAGUGGUGGCGCUGAUCAUUUUGACGACAUCCGGUCUUCUGGCAAACCACACAAAGACAAGCAGCGACACAAACAUGGCGACCGACGCGACAAAUAAACUUUACCUGACUGUCGAACGACCCUCCUAAGGGAGGCAAUUCUACGGAAGCUGACGGUUGAUUAAUGCCCUGUGUCACCUGGGAAAUCCACGUCACCCACACACUUCCCGAGCCUGCAUCUCGGUGAAUAUCAACUGAAUAAAUCAACGAUCAGCUGAACUUUCCCUUAAAUGAAAUUUCCUUCCACCGGAGCUAAUUUGAUUAGCUCAUAUCGAUAUUACUUUUUAAAUAAAUUUACCUUUUAUGUACACCUUGAUGAGAAAGAGAAUGAAAGGAGAAAAAGAGAGAAAAAGAGAGACCUGUUAUUGGAAGUCACAAAAGAUAUUUUAAUGAAGAUUUUUUUUAAAAAAUAGAAAGCAUAUUAUUUGAUCAAAUUUCAGUUUUUUGGGAAAGAAUAGUUGUGACUAGCUACUUUUAAAUAAAAACUGUUUACUUGGUGGUUUUUCUUGAAUUAUAAAAGAUGUUGACAGCAUGCGAAACUUUCAAAGCUGAUGUAUUUUCUCGUAGGCAGAUGAUUGACUGCCAGAGACUAAUGGAAUAAUGAUUCCAGCGAAAUAUAAAAGAUUUACAGCCCUUGCGCUACAUUGACAAUAACAGCUUUGCUAUUUCCUGUGACUCCUAGUCUGGUAGUACACCAGGAGACAGCAAAUUAUUCAGGAAGGAGUAUUCCACAGAGGUGAGGCUUUACUCCCCUCCCACCGACUUCUCCAAGUAAACAAACUUUGUCAUUUUGCAUGCAAUGGAACCCACAACAGCUGCUCAUAACAUCUUGUCUUGCGACAUAACCAGCAAACUUUUCACGAAGAAUAUUGUGAAUUGUGAAAGUAUCGCUGGCAACAGUAUUCUGCAAGUGAUGUGUGGAACAUUGGCACAGCAGGACACUGAAGUGGGAAUAUUAUGUGACCUGAAAUGGUUUAAAACUUAGAAAAAAGAGUCUUUAAAAAAAUGACUGUGGACAUUAGUGCAAUCAUGAUGUCACAAGAUGAAGAGAGAUUAUUACAAGCAAACGUUUGCCGAUAUGAAGACAAAUUAAUUACAGACAUUAGAGAUUUUCUGUCUUGACAUUUUGUGACAAGCCACAAGAAUAAAGAGGGACAUUGUUUUACAAAAGGAGAAUUUUGUGUGAAAAAUUAGAACAGUCAAAAGUUUUUAAAUGAUUUUCUUGAGUCUUGCCGCUGUUGCUGAGUUCUCAAGUUUGUAACUAUUAUUUCCACAGACUCAUCAAUAUUAUUUGACAUUACCUUCAAUCGUUGCACUUUGUUUCUGCCUGUCAAUCAAUCUAGUUAAAGGGCAAGGAAGUCAACACACAAAUUGGCUUUCAAUGCUAGAGACUGACGGUAUGAAUAUUUACUGCUAAAAAAAAAAGUCAAGUUAAAAACAAAAUCGUUAUCUUCACUGCCUUGGUUGAUUUAUGGACUCCUGCAAGUAUUCUGUCGGGUAGAUCCGACUGUCAACAAUGGCAGGAAGUCGGCCUCAGCUCCCACAAAGGAGUAUUUCAUUAAUUAUUUACCAAUUUUAUACUUUGUUUACUUUAUAAACACUGCAGUGAAUACACCAACGUGGACACAGACAACAGGAACUGUCAUUCAAUUUUGUAGAGAUUGUUUUUUAUAUAUAUAUAUACAAUAGGAACUGAACAGAACCAGUUCGAUUUUCCAAAGCUUGAAACUCGGAAAUAGAUACUCAAAAGAAACCAGUUUCUGAUUAAGCCAAACAGGUUGAAAGAGGGAGACACUUUUUUUCAGGACACUUUCAUAUCUACACAUGUAUGUAGGGUUGCAGCAGUGUUCAUCAGCCAAAUGCUCGUUGUAUUGAAUACUCAGCUCCACAAUUACACUGUAUGUGGAUAACAGUCCAAAAUCCACUUUCUACAGUUCUUCAUGAACCUGGCAUCCAGUGUUCCUGAUGGCGCUCGACAUGGCAACAUGGCGGCCUCUAUGUAAAUCCUCAAAGCUCCGGUUUAGACAGACCAUAAGUAACCAAAUCUUCUACUAAUUGCAUCUUGAAAGUUAUUUAGAAAGUAAGUAACCAUCAAAUAAAAACAAUUUGUGCAUCAGCUGCCUUUUUUCUUCAAGAUAUUGCGACAAUGCCUAUGUAAGGUCUCUUUGUUAAACAUUCAUUCGGUUGCAUAACAACGGGUUUGUUUGUUUGUUUAUUUUGCUUUUUUAACAUUCGUGUCAUCGAAUGAUUUUAUUUCCAGACGGAAAUUCCACGUCUUAUUUUCACAGCCUUCUGCCUGUUUUGAUUUAUUCACUGCCCAUUGAUGUUUUUAUUGAUAAUAUUCAUCCUCAUUCACCCCAAGUUGUUUUUUUUACUUAUUACUUUUUACUUGUAUCUGCUGUUUCUAACAAGACUGCCGAAGUUGCUAACCAUUCUUAUAAGUCAAAACAAAAACAAAAGUUAUUGUUCUGUGAGUGUAUAAAGACCGUUUGAAUGUUUGGUUGUUUUUGUUUCAGAACAACAUGUAAUCGGUUUUAGUGUUUAACGAUAUUCUGCACGUUGUGACAGACUCUAUCAACUGUUUCAUCAUUUUCAGUUUUGUUAGAAGGACUCCAUCAAUUAUUGUGAUACAUUUUAUUUACAAACAAGUGUUUGAUAAGACGUGUGUGCAAUAAUUAACAACUGGACUCGAAAAUGGUUUAUUUGAAACAAUUAAAGUCACUUUACAUCAAAAAGUGAGUUCUGGCAGGAAAAAAUAUAUUGAUGUCAGCUGCUAAAUCAUUAAAUUUGUAAAAAAAAAAAACUUCUAUAGCAGAAGUUUCUGAAAGAUAAAUGAGUUUAUUUUUAUUCACAUACAUGUCAUAACACUCUUACAGAAUGUGAAGAGACUUUACCUGUUCUCUUGUGUGAAAAAGUGACCUGUGUACUCUUUGACAACCUCUGCUGACAACAUCUCUAAUGUUUUACUAUUGUAUGCAUGCACCUGGUAAUAUCGCUAUCAUGUACAUAGUCCUUGUUUUGUUUGUUUGUGAAAGUGGUUUUCGACAAUAAAGUCACAUUGGUUA